ACUUUCUCGAUCUCUUUUUUUUUUUCUCACUUUCAGGCAAAAAUGGGAGGUAGUAAGAUGCCAACAGUUUCUGAAAUUAAUGUGGAAGCCGGGAUGUCUUCUCUUUCUAUAGUCAACACAAUCCCUACUGAAGCACCAAUUGUCUCUUCUUACAAUGACCGGAUCAGGCCGUUGCUUGAUACUGUGGACAAGCUGAGAAACCUUAAUGUGAUGAAAGAAGGGAUCCAGCUUCCCACCAUUGUCGUGGUUGGAGACCAGUCUUCGGGGAAGUCAAGUGUUCUUGAGUCCUUGGCCGGAAUCAGUUUACCUCGUGGGCAAGGAAUCUGCACUAGGGAGCAUAUAGCGGAAGCUAUUAGCAUCACAACUGAGGCAAUUGCUGGAUCUGGUAAGGGCGUCUCAGAUACUCCCCUGACCCUACAUGUUAAGAAGAAUGGUGUUCCUGAUUUGACAAUGGUUGAUCUCCCCGGUAUAACCCGUGUUCCCGUGAAUGGACAGCCAGAAAACAUCUAUGAACAAAUCUCUGGGAUGAUAAUGAAGUACAUCGAGCCACAAGAAUCCAUCAUCCUCAAUGUCCUGUCAGCUACAGUCGACUUCACCACCUGUGAAUCCAUCCGUAUGUCUCGACAAGUUGACAAAACAGGGGAACGGACUCUGGCUGUCGUGACAAAAGCCGACAUGGCUCCUGAAGGUCUCCUAGAGAAAGUAAUGGCAGACGACGUGAGUAUUGGACUAGGUUACGUCUGUGUAAGGAACCGUGUAGGUGAUGAGACAUAUCAAGAAGCUAGGAUGCAUGAAGAAUUACUUUUCAAGACUCAUCCAUUGCUUUCUAUGAUUGACCAUGACAUUGUAGGUAUCCCGGUUUUAGCUAAAAGGUUGAUGCAGAUCCAGGGAACAAUGAUUGCUCGUUGCUUGCCUGAUAUCGUUCAGAAGAUCAAAGAGAAGAUGGAAGUAAGUUACUUUGAGCUGAAUAAGCUACCAAUGGUAAUGACUUCAAGUCAAGAAGCUUUGAUGACUUUCAUGAACAUCAUUGGUUCUGCCAAGGAGUGUCUACAAAGGAUUCUUGUACAAGGAGACUUCUGUGACUAUGAAGAUGAUAAAAGCAUGCACUCUACUGCUCGUUUGGCUGACGUGUUGGGCCAAUUCGCAGAAAAUCUACGAGCACAGCCAGUGACAGAGGAGUUCUUGAUGGAUGAAAUCAAAGUACUAGAAGAGUGCAAAUCUAUCGGAUUGCCUAAUUUCAUCCCAAGAUCUGCCUUCAUAGCUAUCCUUUCACAACGUAUUGAUGCAAUUCAUAGUAAGCCGGUUGAGUUCAUCAAAGAGACAUGGGACUACAUUGAAGGCGUCUUGUUAUCUGUUCUUACCAAAUACUCUGAAAACUUCCCCCAGAUUCAAUCAUCAAUCAAAAGAGCUGGUCGGAAUCUAAUCUCCAAGAUCAAGGAACAAUCUGUGAACAGAGUAAUCGAAAUCGUCGAGAUGGAGAAACUAACCGACUACACAUGUAACCCUGAGUAUAUGACAGUUUACACCGAGAAGAUUGCUGCACAAGGAAGCUUCAUCACUGCUGUACUGGACGGUUAUUCCAAAUACUCACUAACUGGAUAUGGUUUUGGGGAGGUUAAGCUUUCGCAUCUUCGGAAGUAUGAAGCGCAGUUGCUUAGGCAAGCGUUCGACAUGAAAGUGAGAAUCACAGCUUAUUGGACGAUCGUUGUACGAAGGAUUGUGGAUAACCUUGCACUCUACCUUCAGUUCUCUGUGAAGCAUCUAGUGAAUAAUCAAUUUCAGAAAGAGAUUAUCGCAGAAAUGGUGGAUCCAAUAGCUGGCGGAGGAGUUGAGAGGAUGUUGGAGGAGUCGCCGUCGGUGGCAAGCAAGAGAGAGAAGCUUCAGAACAGUAUCAAGCUCUUGAAGGAGUCCAAGGAAGCAGUUGCCGCCAUUGUUGAUCAGAAUUCUGGGUAGAGAUUGUUACGUGAUUGCUACUUUCACAAGCUUUGGUGAAGAGAGUUUGUGUUUUUAGGGUUUUCCUAAAUGUUUGUUUUUCAAAGUUCGGGACUUCUGUGAUCUCUUUGUUGUUGUUUUUUGUACGCUUAACGUGUUGUUAACGUUAUAUAUGUUGUUCCAGUUUUAUAAAUUAAAUCAUAAAAU
This is a messenger RNA of Arabidopsis arenosa, 2139 nucleotides long. NCBI's taxonomy places the organism in Eukaryota, Viridiplantae, Streptophyta, Magnoliopsida, Brassicales, Brassicaceae. The record is from the annotation of a GenBank genome assembly.